AUGAUCCACCGGGAGGGAGGUGUUUCCAUAAAAGAGGGGCUCAUUGGGCAGAUUAGGAGAUGCUGCUGGACUCCCAAGGAUGGGCUUGACAAGUUUCAUUUUUCAUCCACCUCGUGGAUCGUGGGCAUCGCCCUGGAUGCCGUGACGUUGCCGUACUGCGGGUCCAACGUGAUCGUGCAGUGUUACUGCGACCACAUCGCCAUCACGGCGCCGGGCUGCGAGAACAUGUACAAGGUGUAGAUAGCGGCCUUCAGCCGCAUGUUCAGCCUGCUCUUCCCUCUGGCCUUUGUCGUCUUCUCCUACUUCGUCAUCAUCGUGACCGUGACGAGGAUGUCCGGCGCCAAUGGCCGCAUGAGGACGCUGUCCACAUGCACGCCGCAGCUGCUGGUCACGGGUCUCUACUACCUGCCCAGGUGCUUUGUGUACGUGGCCAACAACGUGGGCUUCACCUUCACCUUCAGCGUGCCCGCUCGUACCAUCAUGGUCAUGAUGUACAGUCUCUGGCCCGCCGCCAUCAACCCGCUCAUCUACUGCUCCAAAACACACGGCAUAAGAUUUUCAUUGCAUGGAGAAGCUGAAGAGGAAAUUCUGUGUUAG
Dunckerocampus dactyliophorus (ringed pipefish) is the source of this 597-nucleotide messenger RNA. Its product is annotated as olfactory receptor 52N1-like. Lineage: Eukaryota; Metazoa; Chordata; Actinopteri; Syngnathiformes; Syngnathidae. The record is from RefSeq and is a predicted model, not a curated record. Gene Ontology annotation, cellular component: membrane. Gene Ontology annotation, molecular function: olfactory receptor activity. Gene Ontology annotation, biological process: G protein-coupled receptor signaling pathway.